Messenger RNA from Cynoglossus semilaevis (tongue sole), 2023 nucleotides. RefSeq names its product programmed cell death 4b (gene pdcd4b). Gene Ontology annotation, cellular component: cytosol; nucleus. The coding region runs from base 207 to 1616 and encodes 469 amino acids. The transcript is spliced from 12 exons. The record is from RefSeq and is a predicted model, not a curated record. NCBI's taxonomy places the organism in Eukaryota, Metazoa, Chordata, Actinopteri, Pleuronectiformes, Cynoglossidae. Gene Ontology annotation, biological process: negative regulation of DNA-templated transcription.
GCAUUUUCAUUGGUUCUUUGUGGUAAAGUCGCAGUCAUCUGUCAGCCAAUCGGUGGAGACAAACAAAGAUCUGCGUGCCUGCGCUGUGGGGGUUGAGAAUAAAACAUAAAUAUUGUUCCUGGACAGCGCGAAUAAGAGUCCAAAACACAAGGUUUCGUUUGGAUCUUUUUUAUUCACGUGAACAACAUCCGUGACACUGUAAAAACAUGGCAGCUGACUGCGAGGCCUGGCUGAGCGCAAACCCAGUUGAUGCUGAGGACCUAAGUGACUCUUUUGUAUCUGGUGACGAAGACAACGGCAGGUCAUCAACAAUCAACAAAAACUCAGAGAUAAAUGGAAACUGGAUUUCCUCAACGAGCAACAGUAUCCAUGAGGCACGUCUCAAGGCGAAGGCCAAACGGAGGCUGCGGAAGAACUCCUCCAGAGACUCAGGAAGGGGGGACUCACUUAGCGACAACGGGGACAUGGUCAGGGGAACUUCAGCAGCUCCCACCAGUCCAAAGAGUAAGCUCUUGGACAGGAAGUCCCGACAGGGCAAAGGCAGAGGUCUGCCAAAGAAAGGUGGGGCUGGAGGCAAAGGUGUUUGGGGCAGAUCUGGUGAAGUUUAUGGGCCAGAACAGGUCGAUGAGAAAGAUCCCAACUAUGAUGAAACUCAGGAAAACUGUGUGUAUGAGACUGUGGUCCCCCCCUUGAAUGAGAGAGACUUUGAGAAGACCGUCACCCCCAUAGUGCAAGAGUACUUUGAACAUGGAGAUACAAACGAAGUAACUGAGUUGCUGAAAGGGCUGAAUCUAGGAACCAUGAGGAGUGAGGUGCCCUCGCUGGCUGUGUCCCUGGCCCUGGAGGCCAAAGCCAGCCAACGGGAGCUGACGUCCAGGCUGCUGUCUGACUUAUGUGGUCCUGUUCUGUCACACAGUGACCUAGAAAACUCUUUUGACAAACUUCUCAGGGAGCUGCCAGAUUUGGUCCUGGACACACCUGGGGCCCCGCAGUUGGUUGGUCAAUUCAUUGCACGAGCUGUAAGCGACCAAAUAUUGUCGGAGGGUUAUAUUGAAGGUUACAAAGGCAGAGUUGACUGUGAAUAUGCAAGAGCGGCACUGGAUCGGGCAGCAGUGCUGCUGAAGAUGAGUCUGGGUGGUCUACGCAUUGACAACCAGUGGGGGACAGGUGGAGGCCAGAGACCUGUCAUGCAGCUCAUUAAAGAGAUGAGCUUAUUGCUGAAGGAGUACAUCGUGUCUGGAGACUGUAAAGAAGCUGAAAGAUGCCUGAAGGAUCUGGAGGUGCCGCACUUUCAUCACGAGUUUGUUUAUAAGGCCAUUGUGAUGGCUUUGGAGUCCAAAGGAGAUAAAACAUUCAACAUGGUUCUGCAGCUUCUUAAGUCGAUCUCUGCAUCUUCAGUUAUCACUGUGGAUCAAAUGAGGAGGGGGUAUAUGAGAGUUUAUAUGGACAUCGCUGAAAUCAACAUAGAUGUCCCACGUGCAUACUUCCUCCUGGAGCAGUUUGUUGACCAAAGCCUUAGCAGAGGAAUAAUUGACGUAAAGUUACGAGAUGUUUGUCCAUGUCGUGGCCGGAAGAGAUUUGUCAGUGAAGGAGACGGUGGGCUUGUCAAACUGUAAGACACUCAAGAUCCUUUACGUCAGAAGUGAAGAAAAUUAUAAAGCUAAUUUUUUACUUGUGUGUUUUUCAAAAUUGUGGUGUACAUUUUUCCCAUUUCAACAGUUGAAAGAAUGUACAAUUGAGGUAGGCAAAAAAAAAAAAGAAAAACUCUGCACUUUCAAUUUUGACCGAUCACCUUCUGAAAGGUGUUUCAAUACAUUUUCAUAAGCUAACCCUUCAAGUGCCACACCUCUUAGCAUCAGUCAUUUGUUUUGUACAGUAUUUUCCUGGUUUCACUGCCACUCCUUUUGUCGUUUAUAAAAAGCAGUGUUUGUACAGAGAUGACAAGUCGAUUUGACAGCUUUAUAUUCAACUAUAUAAAAAUAAACACAAUAAAAAUAAUAAUAAAACACUGUUUUUUAAGCUA